GCUUCUUCCCUCAUGUUUCUCACAUGCAGUGGAUCCGUCUCCGUUCGGGCCGCGCAUCCGGGCUCCAUGGACCCGAACCCUCCGCUGUCUCCUCUUCUUUAACUCCUCGCGAACCUUCGUCUCCUGCUGUUUCCUCGUUCUUCCUCUAAAUUGCGCGCGUCAUGUCUUUCAGCACCAACACUAAACCCGGCUUCUCCGUGCGAGACAUCCUGGACCUCCCGGACUCCACCGGAACCGAGGAGACGGAGGAGGACGACGCCGAGGACGCCUCCCGCUCGGCGGACGCGCAGAAGCUGGACUUGAGCCGCCGCGGUUUACGCGAGCGGGACGGAGGGAGCGUGGGCAGGUGGAGCCGCGGAACCAGCAACCCGCACUUCUCACACCACGGCACCGGACCCAAGUCUCCAGAACUCUCCUCAGGGGAGUCCCCGCACGCGGAGCGCGAGCCUCCUGGCGACGAAGCCCAGAAGAACCGCGGCAGGAAGCGGCGCGUGCUGUUCUCCAAGGCGCAGACCUUCGAGCUGGAGCGUCGCUUCCGGCAGCAGCGGUACCUGUCCGCCCCAGAGAGGGAGCACCUGGCCCGCCUGGUCCGCCUCACGCCGAACCAGGUCAAGAUCUGGUUCCAGAACCACCGCUACAAGAUGAAGCGCGCGCGGGCGGAGCGCGCGCUGCAGGCGCUGCUGCCGGGCCGCCGGGUCGCCAUCCCGGUUCUGGUGCGCGAUGGGAAGGCCUGCGAGCGGAUCACGGCUCGGGACGUGGAAGCGACGCUGAGGUCGGGCCUGGGCCUCCCGUUCUGCGCCUACUCCCCGCUGCUGCACCCGAGCUUCGGCCCGGAGCCGCCGGGCCGCGCGCAGCAGCUGGCGCACGUGUACCACUGGAGCUGGUGAAGGCCGACGGUCAGCGCGAGCCGUCGUUGUUUAGUGGAGAUCAUUUGUCCGGAGUGUGAGACGAAAUGUUCAUUAUUGUUUAUUUUUAUGGCAUUAAUUUAAGAAACGACGCGCAACCGUCUAAAACUACAGCAGCCGUGAAAACGCGGCUCGACCCAAACGUGGUCUAGUUUCUGUGGCUGGUGUUUUUCUGCAGAUGUGUCACGUUAAUCCGUGUUUUAUAAAUCUAUUUAAAUGUUGACUUGUUUUGUAAUAAGCUGUAUAUUUAUAACUGUGAAUAAAGGUGGGGACCACUGUCUGUGUGUGAUGUUGGUGAAGGUUCU
Molecule: messenger RNA, 1210 nt
Organism: Betta splendens (Siamese fighting fish)
Lineage: Eukaryota; Metazoa; Chordata; Actinopteri; Anabantiformes; Osphronemidae
Gene: nkx2.2b
Product: NK2 homeobox 2b
Exons: 2
Coding region: 162-887 (241 amino acids)
Biological process (GO): cell differentiation; regulation of transcription by RNA polymerase II
Cellular component (GO): nucleus
Molecular function (GO): RNA polymerase II cis-regulatory region sequence-specific DNA binding; DNA-binding transcription factor activity, RNA polymerase II-specific
Source: RefSeq, a predicted model, not a curated record